GUACGCCACAGAGAAAACACACGAGUCAAACGCAUUCGCCAACUCGGCCAAAACAUCCCUGUGAAUUUGUUGUGAAGGUGCGGAAGGAUUCGAGCGCGGCAUAAACAAUGGCUUCCGCUACUGCUUCCAUCUCGUCGCACUCCAUCGCCCCACGCGAUCUCAAAGCCGUGAGGAUUGGAGCCGUGAGGCAGCAGGUGGCCGUGGUUCCAUCCGCCCUGGCGGCGAAGAGCCAGCGCGCUAGGGCGGUGCGGCCGCUGCGCGCGGCGGAGCCGGCGAGGAAGCCGGUUUCUGCCUCUGCUGCCGCAGCGCCGGUGGCGCCGGUGGAGGAGGAGGUGUCCGACGCGGCGGCCGUGGACUACGAGGCCCUGGCGCAGGAGCUGGUGGGCGCGUCGCCGCUGGAGAUCAUGGAUCGGGCGCUCGACCUCUUCGGAUCCGAAAUCGCCAUCGCCUUCAGCGGUGCGGAGGACGUUGCGCUGAUCGAGUACGCGAAGCUGACAGGGCGGCCCUUCAGGGUGUUCAGCCUGGACACAGGGCGCCUGAACCCGGAGACGUACCAGCUGUUCGACAAGGUGGAGAAACACUACGGCAUCCACAUCGAGUACACCUUCCCGGAGGCCGGCGAGGUGCAGGACCUGGUGAGGAGCAAGGGCCUCUUCUCCUUCUACGAGGACGGCCACCAGGAGUGCUGCAGGGUGAGGAAGGUGCGGCCACUGAGGAAAGCCCUCAAGGGUCUCAAGGCCUGGAUCACCGGCCAGAGGAAGGACCAGUCCCCUGGCACCAGGGCCAGCAUCCCUGUUGUUCAGGUUGAUCCUUCUUUUGAAGGGCUGGAUGGUGGAGCUGGUAGCUUGAUUAAGUGGAACCCUGUUGCCAAUGUGGAGGGCAAGGACGUGUGGACCUUCCUCAGGACCAUGGAUGUCCCUGUGAACGCCCUGCAUGCUCAAGGAUACGUCUCCAUUGGAUGCGAGCCCUGCACCAGGCCCGUCUUGCCGGGGCAGCAUGAGAGGGAAGGGCGGUGGUGGUGGGAGGAUGCGGCUGCCAAGGAGUGCGGCCUCCACAAGGGCAACAUCGAGAAGGACGGCGCACCCAAGGUCGGUGUCAACGGCAAUGGCUCGGCGGAGGCCAGCGCUCCGGACAUCUUCCAGAGCCAGGCUAUCGUCAACCUCACCCGGCCAGGGAUUGAGAACCUCUUGCGGCUCGAGAACCGCACAGAGCCGUGGCUCACUGUCCUCUACGCUCCCUGGUGCCCGUUCUGUCAGGCGAUGGAGGCGUCGUACGUCGAGCUCGCCGAGAAGCUGAGCGGUUCAGGCAUCAAGGUUGCCAAGUUCCGCGCUGACGGCGAGCAGAAGCCGUUCGCGCAGGCGGAGCUGCAGCUACAGAGCUUCCCGACGAUCCUCCUCUUCCCCAGCCGCACCGCGAGGCCCAUCAAGUACCCAUCCGAGAAGAGGGACGUCGACUCGCUCCUCGCCUUCGUCAACAGCCUCAGAUAGGGUGGUCGGGGAACCGGAGAACCAUCGUUCUCUGCAUUGUACUGUACUGGCGGCGUCUAGUAGGCACUGUAUAAGCAAGAGAACGGUUCAAAAUAUCAAACGAAAUGUUGUAGACAGGGUGGGGAGGCAGGGACAGCGUCAAAAUGAAAGCUCCUCCAUUAUAAAGGGCUGGGAUUUGUGUGUAGCUGUAGUUAGCAAUAAGGAGAGAUUUGUAAGGGUUUGAA
Lolium rigidum is the source of this 1711-nucleotide messenger RNA. Its product is annotated as probable 5'-adenylylsulfate reductase 1, chloroplastic. The record is from RefSeq and is a predicted model, not a curated record. The coding region runs from base 108 to 1487 and encodes 459 amino acids. Gene Ontology annotation, molecular function: phosphoadenylyl-sulfate reductase (thioredoxin) activity. Lineage: Eukaryota; Viridiplantae; Streptophyta; Magnoliopsida; Poales; Poaceae. The transcript has 5 exons.